Messenger RNA from Prunus persica (peach), 1327 nucleotides. RefSeq names its product DDRGK domain-containing protein 1. The transcript is spliced from 9 exons. Lineage: Eukaryota; Viridiplantae; Streptophyta; Magnoliopsida; Rosales; Rosaceae. The record is from RefSeq and is a predicted model, not a curated record. The coding region runs from base 248 to 1144 and encodes 298 amino acids.
CCCCACCCUCUCUUUUGGGGCAAUGACACGGGUCCUCUUGGCGAAAGAGAAAACAAAGCCAAAAGCACAGAGCAAAGCUACGCGUCCGCCUCGAGAAACCGUAGAAAACCUAAAAAGGGGCUCGUGGGUCGUGUGAGCAGGAGGGUCGUCUCGUUCUCACUUCUCUCAGCUAACCAAUUUACUAAUUAAAUCUUCCUUCGUCGAUUAUCGAAAGCUUAACUGCUAGUACGCCUGAGAUUGAGAAAAUAUGGAGGAAAUGUUGGCUAUAGUUCUUUCUAUGCUUCUUGUUUUGGCAUUAAUUCCACUUUAUCUAUGGAAACGGCGUCAAGAUUCUCGAUUGCCUCACGAUCACGAAGAAGAGCCGCAGGUUGCUCAGAGGGAAGGUGUAGUGCGUGCCACUGGUGCUCGUCGGAUGCGAAGGAGGCCGGCUUCUGGAGCAAGCACAUCAGCUGCCGCUGCUGCACCAGUUGUAGAAGAAACUGUUGAUGGAAGUGAUGAGGAAGAUGAGGGUGAGUAUUAUGAAGCCAAAGCAUCUAAGAAAAGGGAAAAGAAGCGUCAGGAGCGGGAAGCACAACGACAAGCUGAACAAGCUGCACGUGAAUCGAGGAAUACAAAACAAGACCGCUAUGCUGAAAUGCGGAGGAGGAAAGAUGAGGAGCGUGAGGCACAGGAGCGUCAGCUGGAGGAAGAAGCCAAGGCUCAGAAGGCUAGGGAGGAGGAAGCUGCUGCAUUAGAGUUCGAGAAGUGGAAAGGAGAGUUUUCUAUAGAUGCUGAAGGUACUACAGAAAAUGAAGUGCAGGAUGGACAUCAGGAUUUGCUCUCUGAUUUUGUGGAAUACAUAAAGAAACAUAAAUGUGUACCCUUGGAAGAUCUUGCUGCUGAAUUCAAGUUAAGAACUCAGGAAUGCAUCAAUCGGAUUACCUCUCUGGAGAGUAUGGGGCGACUUUCCGGUGUCAUGGAUGACAGAGGGAAAUACAUAUACAUCUCCCAAGAAGAGAUGCAAGCUGUGGCAGACUAUAUUAAGCGUCAGGGAAGGGUUAGCAUUUCACAUCUCGCUAGCAAGUCCAACCAGUUCAUAGACUUGGAGCCAAAAGCACAAUUUGUUGAAGAAAUAAGUAGUGCGGCAGAGAUAGCUGUCACUUGAUUUAGUUAAUGUACUUUGUACGUGUAAAGGACAAUUACGACAGUGUAAUGAAAAUUGUGGCAAGCGGAAUGAACUGGAUAUGUAUCUAAAAGAAAGGUGUAGGAGGUAGGGAUUCGGUUUUAAGCAGUGUUUUACGUGACCGCGAAUAUAAGAAGAAAGCUAUUCUGAGAAAUUCUUGGUGCA